UUCUGACUGAAGCUGACUUCUGUAGAAGCUGAAUGAGAAUCAGAAUGGAGCAAAAUCAGCGUAAAAGGUACUUUGCUUUUUAUUCAGCUGUUCCCUGGUGAUGCGAAUAUCAUCGUCUUCAUCAUCAUCAACAUCACCAUCAUACCAUCAUCAACAGCUCCUGUUGAUUAGUACCUUCUUAAGUCAUUGUAUAAUUUGUGAUUUAAUCUUGAUCGUUAUCAGCUUUUUGAAGAUACCUUAAUUGAAAGAGAAACAGUCUCCAUAUUUUUUAUUUACAGAUUGUUCUAAUGAUCAAAUAACUUGUUAAAAAUGCUGAAGCAACAAAAAAAACUGUGAUUUAAUUAAUUGUACAAGGUUUACUAGUCUAUUGGCUCUUCUUUUUUCUUACUUGUGCUCUGAAUUGUCCUUUUAUUAUCUUCCUUGUCUUAUCAUCAAGAUUUAUUUAUGCUCAACGGGCAAGCCAUAAAGCAAUAACAACAGAAUCGUCAAGAUUUCUCCAGUCCACCUGGUUAACUUAUGUGUCAUGUCGAAAGUUAACCAGCUAAAUCAAUCAUUUUGAUCAUCAAGUAAAUAUUGUAUCUUCUAUGUUCAAAGUACGUGUUAACAUGACAAUUUCAAGGAAAACCAAGAAGUAUCACCUAUGCUUUGUUUGAUUGCCCAGUUGCCUAUGCAUUUAUGCUGACUUUUUUAAUUUUAUCUCACAUCUGUUUAAAUUUAACCGAGUCUGGCCAGUCUUCAAAUAGUUUCACUCAAAAUAACAUAUUGAGGUAAACCAGUUAUGCUCACAAUUCAACCAAUUAUGAACUCUAUUGAUGCUACAAAUGGAAGUAAACAAUCUGAUGAUUUUCAAAGUGUUCAUUACAACAAUGACGAUGAUUUCGGUGAUUUCACUGAUUUCCAAAAUAAUAAGACCAUAGAUGACGAUUUUGGCGAGUUCACGUUCUUUCAAACUAGUACAAAUGAAGGGUACAAAUAUAAUAGUGAUAAUGGUGGACUAGAAACCGAACAACAAAUAGGACUUAAUAACGAUGACUUUGGAGAUUUUGCAUAUUUCCAGAGUGGCAGUUGUGAAAAUAAUAAAAGUAUGGACGACGAUGAUUUUGGAGAUUUUUCCGAUUUCAAAAGCAAUGAUGAACCAAAUCUAACAACAGACUGUAUAAAAGAAAAAGAUUUAAACCUUUCUGCCAAUAAUAAGAUUGAAAAUAAAUUGGAGCAUGAAGCUAUUAAAGUUGAAGAGGAUGACGAUUUUGGUGAUUUUGCCAAUUUCCAAGAAGCAAGCCCGGUGAUUGAUAAUGAAGAAACCUCUAGAUCAAUAAAGCAAACUGUUUUAUCCUCUGAUACGCUAGAAUUUUCACCUUCUAUGGAAGAUGAAUCAAGCUCAGUUAAUUAUUCAGCAUCGCAUUCACCUUUAUCAUCCAUUGUUUGUCAAUCUUUUGCCAAGGGUAUGCCAGAUGAAAGCAAUAAAGUUAUUCCAACAAAUUUUUUUGCUGAUAAAACAUCUCAAAGCUAUAAAAUGUGGCAAUCACUGAUCAAUUGGGAAGAAGCAGCUUCACUCAAAUUGAAUUGGGAAUCAUCUCACACAUUCCAAGUUUUUCUUCGAUCUCUUAAAAUUGACUCUCGAAAUAUUCAAAUGCCUGGUUUAAGGGACAUUUCAACUCCUCUUAUACCAUCCAAGCUUACGAUUCUCCAGCCAACGCCUUUAUUACCUUCGAUAAUACCAUUAGAGCCUCAAAUAUCUCAACAAAUGUCUCAGGAUCCAAUGAAUAGUCUAGAGAAGCAAGAACAAAGUGCCUCAACUAUUCCGGAAGCAAGUUUUGAUUGGAAUUCAAGUGGUUUAACAAAUCCUCUCGAAAAAGACUGGUUAAUCCUUCUUUAAUAAAAGACCUAGAUAAACAGACCAUAAGUGUUUUACGUGUAUAAACUGCUAAUUAAUCAUCUAAUGAAGUGAUCUGCAUUUAAAAUAUUUUCCUUACCCAAUUUUUUAACCAAAAGAAAUGUUAACUUUUCUGUGGAUGGAACUGGGUGUUGAUUAAUUAACAAUUGACAAUGCAUUUCUGAAGCUUGAAACAAACUUGACACAUUCCAUUGUAUCUCUUCCUUUUCUCUCAAAAUCUUUAACGUUUCUUUCAAAUCUGACUGAUCGUUUUAUGAAACGACUUUUCCUCCAA
Molecule: messenger RNA, 2168 nt
Organism: Tetranychus urticae (two-spotted spider mite)
Lineage: Eukaryota; Metazoa; Arthropoda; Arachnida; Trombidiformes; Tetranychidae
Biological process (GO): intracellular transport
Cellular component (GO): trans-Golgi network membrane; AP-1 adaptor complex
Molecular function (GO): clathrin binding
Source: RefSeq, a predicted model, not a curated record